UAACACUGGAAUUAGAAACAGAUUACAAGUCAAUACGGCUUCGGAGAGGAAAAGCCGAUUCGGUCACAAAACAUACUCGUGUUAUCUAAGCCUUCAAAAUUUAUCUAGCUAGAUUUUAGUUUUUUUUUAAAAUUGAAAGCCGAUUUUGAGGUUAAUAGGUAAUAUUUAUUAACAAAUAAUAAUUGUUUUCAAACAGUACUUAUGUUGUCGUAAAGAAAAAACAAUGUAUAUACAUGUAUUAUGAUAGUUAUGUAUAAAUAUAUUUUCAAGCUGACAUUAAAAUCCUCGCUUUGCAUUUGAAUACGUAUUAUGUUCUUCACUGUCAUGUCGAGAAGCUAACAGCUGUCUUAUAAGUUUACAAAAGCUAAACCAGGAACUUGGACGAAUUAUCGACAAGAUAAAAAAAAACGUUAUCAGGCCCCAUGUCAUUUGUGCACUGAAAUCUUCAACAUGGUGGUCACUUGUGUACUUCUUCUUGCCUUCCUCUCUACAGGGAUGGGUCAGCAUUGUAAACCAGGAGUUACGGAGAACGUGGCUACCGGUUGCCGCAAUUAUUACGCAUGCGUCAACGGCGUUGGUCAUUUAGUAACAUGUGAAGACGUCGGAAAAGGCUUCGUCUACAAUUCGGCCACAAAACAGUGUGAUGAUCCACAUAACGUGCAGCCACCAUGCGGUCAACAAAAGGACUGUACUGGCAAAGGGGACAGAAACUAUGCUGACAAGGACAACCAAUGCCACAGUUACUAUACGUGCAACAGGGAUACUUUCUUCGGUCACACGAUCUGCGCCACGUGUAAGUCAAGUAUUUUCUCGUAUAAUUUGAGGAUGCCACAUCUCCGAGAGCAAUUAUUAUUGAUUGAAAGCAAGAAUAUGUUAUUGCAUUAUUCAUCUCUGGUGUUUGACGAGAGCUUGCAGACGUGCAACUGGCCACAGAAUGUGCUGCCACCUUGUGGGACCAAGACGACAACAACUUGA
Messenger RNA from Pecten maximus, 975 nucleotides. RefSeq lists its product as uncharacterized. Gene Ontology annotation, cellular component: extracellular region. The transcript is spliced from 4 exons. Lineage: Eukaryota; Metazoa; Mollusca; Bivalvia; Pectinida; Pectinidae. The record is from RefSeq and is a predicted model, not a curated record. Gene Ontology annotation, molecular function: chitin binding. The coding region runs from base 451 to 975 and encodes 174 amino acids.